This is a messenger RNA of Fundulus heteroclitus (mummichog), 2076 nucleotides long. RefSeq names its product proline-rich transmembrane protein 1 (gene prrt1). The coding region runs from base 311 to 1126 and encodes 271 amino acids. Gene Ontology annotation, cellular component: membrane. The record is from RefSeq and is a predicted model, not a curated record. NCBI's taxonomy places the organism in Eukaryota, Metazoa, Chordata, Actinopteri, Cyprinodontiformes, Fundulidae. The transcript is spliced from 4 exons.
UGUUUCAUUAAUUGAAACCUUAUCAGAGCAGCCAGCCACACGGAGCCGGAGCAGAACAGAGGAGCGACACUGAGCAGCUUUGGAUUAAAGAUCAUUUAGGCGUCAAUAAAAAAACGCUGAACGUUUAUUUGAAAACGAGCAUGUUUUCUUUAGAUGAAGACAUCCUGAAGAUGGGGUUUAACGCGUUCGGAGGAGUAAAAGUCUGAAUCAUCGAAAGGAGAGAGGGGGUGGCUUUUUAAUUCUUAAUUUUCCCAGCAGCUGGAGUCAAACACAUCGGAUUUGAAGGAGGCGCACCAGGAGAUCAGGAGGCAUGUCGUCUGAAAAGCACGGACUCGACGAAUCUGGCCGUCAGACCAUGCAGCCGCCCCCGUACCUCCCCGGCCCUCAGGACCCCAACAUGCAGCAGCAUCCCAACAUGCAGCAGCAUCCCAACGUGCAGCAGCAUCCCAACAUGCAGCAGCAUCCCAACGUGCAGCAGCAUCCCAACAUGCAGCAGCAUCCCAACAUGGCUGCCGUGCCCGGUGCCCAGCCUGGUUAUCCUGCUCCACCUCCUCCUCAGGGCUCUGAGGGAUACCUCCAAGAAACUCAGUUCCACUGUGGCCCAUUUGGGCCCCCUGGGAACACGCAGGGCUACGCGGUCCAGACCCAAGGCCCCGGAGGAACCAUGCCACAUCCCCCUGUUGGGUACAUCCACCCGGGCUACCCGCUGCAGCUGCAGCCCUGCACGGCCUACGUACCCAUCUAUCCCAUGGCAUCUGGUCAGCCCUACAUGCCGGCAGGAGGAGCCCACCCAGGGAUCCCCCCAGGCCAGAUUCACCCCAUGCAGAUGCCCCCCAGCAUCACCCUGAUGGACCGCCGGCCGCCACACGACUACCUGCCCAUCGCCGUGCUCACCACCGUAUGCUGCUUCUGGCCCACAGGCAUCAUUGCAAUCAUCAAGGCAGUGAAGGUGCGCAUGGCCAUCGCUCGGGGGGACAUGGUGACGGCGGAAAUAGCCUCCCGCGAGGCUCGCAACUUCUCCUUCAUCAGCUUGGCCGUGGGCAUCGCCUCCCUUGUGCUGUGCACCAUCCUCACCGUGGUAGUCAUCAUAGCCUCGCAGCAUCACGACGACGACUGGGACCCCUAACCUGCUCUCCCGAUGGGGGAACCACGUUGUCUAAAUAUUAUCUAGCUAACUACUCUCAGUCGUUUUGUGAUGGGGGGAGGGGGGUGGGGGAAAUGCACCGUUUCUGCUUGUCGGCCCUUUCUGUACAGCUACCCACACGGUUUAAAGACCUAUCCUGCUUCUAUCAAACACCCACCAGUGACCAAAAAUAGCAAGCGGUUGUUAAAUAGGUCCAGAGUGAGUUUAAUAUUUGCUUUCAUAUUAAAAGUACAAGCCGCCCGGAUGGAGACAAACCUUCUUGUACUAAACAAUUUAUUUGUCUGCUGGUAAUUGAUGCAGCCUUCGUUGAUGCGGUUAGGUAAAAAAAACAAAAAACCUCACUGUGUGUUUUAAUAUUUUAUUAACUGACCCACCAAACCCAUUUAUUAGCAUCGAUGAAAUGCACAUUUAGUCCCGAAGAGUGCACAAUGCAUCCGAUUUGUUUUUGGAACGUAAACAUGUGCUCUUCUAGAAUUUUUUUAUUUUUUUUUUUUACAGAGGAGUUUUUUGCUGCAUAAGGCACUAAUUUGUGAAGAUGGACUGGUCAGUAUGCAUUUAUACUAACAGAUAUCCAGCCAACAUUUACACAUAGGACCCAUUCGUGUAGGAAAUGGGUUGAAUAAUGGGCCUCAGAUGAGGGGCCCCUUGGGUAUGUAAUGUGUUAGCUGACUAAAUAGCUUUGAUGCAGGUCAGCUGUGGGUAACAAUUGGGACUCAUUCAGGUCUUGGAUGUGUUGAACAAUAUGAAUACACUUUCUUGAUGCCCAUGUGUGUCCCAGCUAAGACCUACGUCUGGGUUUUCCAACACAGGUUGUAUUUAACCCAACCAACGGGAGGCCCAGCCCCAGCCUGAGCAAAAUAUAGGGCUAAUUGUACAGUGCUACCAGAAAGUAUUCACACCCCAUCACUUUUUCUAUUUGUUUUUUUUUUUUU